This is a messenger RNA of Setaria italica (foxtail millet), 1769 nucleotides long. RefSeq names its product pentatricopeptide repeat-containing protein At3g29230. The record is from RefSeq and is a predicted model, not a curated record. NCBI's taxonomy places the organism in Eukaryota, Viridiplantae, Streptophyta, Magnoliopsida, Poales, Poaceae. Gene Ontology annotation, molecular function: RNA binding; protein binding. The transcript has a single exon. The coding region runs from base 35 to 1471 and encodes 478 amino acids. Gene Ontology annotation, biological process: RNA modification.
ACCCGUCGACCGCUUGGGGUGCUUCCACAAUCCCAUGCUUCCGCACGCCCACGCCGCCCUCGUCCGAGCGGUCACUGCGUGUGCCGGUUGCCGGGAAGCGCAGGCCCUUCACUCCCUCGCUUGGAAGCUGGGCCUCGCCUCCGACGUGGUCCUGGCCACCGCCUUGCUGACCCGCUACGCGAGGCGGGGUCUCCUUGCUCCCGCCCAGUGGCUGUUCGACGAAAUGCCGCGCAGGGACGUGGUCGCCUUCAACGCCAUGCUCGCCGCGCUCGGCGCCGCCGGGAGGGUCGCUGACGCCCGGGAGCUGUUCGACCGUAUGCUGGAAAGGACCCCCGCCUCGUGGAACACCAUGGUCACGUGCUACUGCAGGGCCGGGGACCUCGGCUCGGCGAGGCUGGUCUUCGAGGCGAGCCUCCGCGCGGGGCGCAGCAGCGUCGUGUCAUGGAACGCGAUGAUCGACGGGUACUGCAAGGCCGGGCGGAUGGACGCCGCGCGAGACCUGUUCGACCGUAUGGGCUCCUCGUUGCCGGACGUCGUGACGUGGAACACGGUGAUGGCCGGGUAUUUGCACCGAGGGGACCCCGCCACCGCCAUUGCCAUAUUCCACCGUCUGAUGCACGUUUAUCAGCAACAGCAGCGGCAGGAGGAACACAAGCUGAAGCCCACCACGGUGACCAUGGCUACAGCGGUAACCGCGUGCACCCAGGUGGGGGAUUUCGCCCUGGGCCGGCGGAUCCACCUCCAGAUCCGGCACCAGGGGACACGGACCGACGCCGUGCUGAGCAACGCCCUCAUGGACAUGUACUUCAAGUGCGGGAGCGUGGACGGCGCGCUCGACGUCUUCCGCACCAUGCCCUGCCGCCCCAACCUCUUCUGCUGGAACACGGUGAUCGCGGGGCUCGGCAUGAACGGCCGAGGCGAGGACGCCGUGGCCGCGUUCCACGACAUGGUCGAGGGAAGGCCGAAUGGGGACAACGUCAAGCCGGACGGGGUGACGUUCGUGGCGGUCCUGUCGGCGUGCAGCCACUCGGGGCUGGUGCCUGCGGGCCGGAAGCUCUUCACCGACAUGCUGCCGGUGCACGGCGUGGCGCCCCGGACCGAGCACUACGGCUGCAUGGCGGACCUCCUGUGCCGCGCGGGCCACGCCGACGAGGCCGCGCGGCUCGUGCGGACGAUGCCCGGCCGGCCCAACGCCAAGGUCCUCGGAAGCCUCCUGCUCGACGCGCGCGCCCCGGAGCGGCAGGAGGACGGGGUGAGGCUGAGCGAGUGGGCGGCGCGCCGGAUCUCGGAGCUGGACGUCGGGGACGGCGCCGCGUACGGCCUGUCCAACGUGUACGCGUCGCUGCAGCGGUGGGAACGCGUCGAGGAACACAGGAGGGAAGUGAGCGCGGCCGUGAGACAAGGCAAGGGGCCACGCCGCAAGCAGCCUGGCCGUGCUUGCUAUGAUCUGGCUAGCUCCUGCACGAAUUGAACAACACGACGGCGGCGGCGCGGCGACAGGGUACGAGAGUAGUUGUCGUGCUAGGAUCCUCAAAGUCAAAGCUGACGUGGACACCGGAAAGCUGUUCCCUGGCUCAUCCACUCGAGGCUAGGAUGUCGUUGGGCUGUGGCCGCACGCAGGCCCGGUGGAAUCCUCCUCUGGUCCUCCGGCCAGCCGGCCUGCCUCGAUUGCAGUAAGCGUACGGCAGAGCUAAAUUAGCAUGCAAGAUUUGACCAGAUCAGUGGUAAAAUCGGCUCAGGCCUGGUUUGGUUACGUGUGCUUAUUUUUA